Zootermopsis nevadensis is the source of this 2929-nucleotide messenger RNA. It is a transcript of the gene wgn, whose product is annotated as Tumor necrosis factor receptor superfamily member wengen. The record is from RefSeq and is a predicted model, not a curated record. Lineage: Eukaryota; Metazoa; Arthropoda; Insecta; Blattodea; Termopsidae. Gene Ontology annotation, molecular function: protein binding.
AGAAGUGCCUGAGAAUAUUCUGAUGAUGAAAUCGUUUAAUAAUUCUGCUCGGCUGUUACAUUCGUUAACUCACGCCAAGUCUCGAAACGAAACCGCGCUAGAAAGUGACGUUGCGUAGUAUCGGCUUCCUCGUAAUAAACAGCACGCACUACGGAAGUGCGGAUUUCGCUCGCUUUUCUGCGUGCUACAUUCACGGCCUCUCUCACGUGCUGUAUAAAUUGUCUCCAUAAGACACGCUUAUGAACAUGAUAGGAGACUUGAAGUGGCAUAUCUGUCACCUAAGUGCUUUGCGGUGGUCUUAACCGGUUGGUCAGCUUAAACAGCAAGAGAAGUCAGUGCAGGAGUUGGUGUCGUGAAGAGAAGUGUGUGUUUCUUACGAACAAACAAAUGUGCUUUUUGUGCACGAAGCAAUGAACUCGUGUUUUUUUGUUCGUGAGCUUUGUUUUUUACGUACACGAGUCCCAUGUACUAUAUGACCAAUUUCAGUAACUGGUAUUGCCAUUGUUUCAAUGAAGAUGAUUACAGAACGGAUUUUGCAUUCAUCCAAGGUGAUGGUCUGGUGGUUGCUACUUCUUCCACUGGGCGUCGCCGCACUAUGUCGCCCAGGACACCAGUUUUGGGACGAGACGUCAGAGAGAUGUGUGAACUGCAGUAAAUGCCCAGUCGCUGGACAUGUCGUCUUACGACCAUGCCAAGUCCAUCAGGACACCCAGUGCGGGCCGUUAUCAGCACUCGACAUCGACUGGUCGUUCCUGAACAGACCGCGCUCCUCGAAAGCCACCAGCGUCUCACGCCAUCAGCAUUUGUCAGCGAAGCACCACGAAGUGUUCGCCGAAGAGCAUUUCAGUGACAGCGCUGUUGCCGAAGAUGUACGAUCAUCUCGCAACCACCCCCAGGGCGAGGGGACGUCGACGCACGUCGUAAAACACAAAGAGAAAAAUUCGCAUCCAAAAUUUGUUUCUUCCGAAGGAAUAAAAGCGAGAAACCACAAAAAGUCUCAUCAUAUAAAGUUGUCCACAGAAGAAUCGUAUUCAGAACAUCGAGAUGAAUCACCCAGACAUCACAAACAUCACCACUAUCACGAGGAACAUGCCUCCUCAGAAAGACGUUGCUCAAAUCCUAGAAAACUCCGGAAUCAUAAUCAGAACAGAACCAAAAGCCAACAGCACAGCCGACAGAAAUGUAAGUGGACGUCUUCAGAGACGGUCCAUUCGUUUGACUCUGAGCCGCGCCGCGUGGAUGGACGCCGAUGGUCGUUCUCCGAGUCAGCGAGUUCAGCUGAGCGUCACGCGUCCUCUUCCAGAAAGUCGAACGACACGAUGAAACAUCAUCAUCAUCAUCACAAGCACACGGACGAACACCGCGAAAAGAAACUUGAAGGCGUCCAGGACGAAGCUGGAGGAAUGCCAGUGCGGCGGCCAGAAUCCGCCUCUCAGUUAAGAGAGUCCGAGGAGGCCGUUGUCAACUCGUCGCUUGACGGCGGUCUGCUCCCCAGGCGCGUCAGCCAGUCCGUGGUCUCCGCCCCGUUCUCUUCGGCCGAGGAACUGGUCUGGGACUGGCAGGCCGUCGCAAUGGCCCUCGCGGUCUUCGCCUGUCUUCUGUUCUUCGCCGUCGCCUGCGUGUACUCGGUCCACCACGCGCGGCAGUGGAGGAGGCUCAAGGACCACUUCGAGGACUUCGAAGCAGAUGUGGGAGAACUGUCAACACGACUCAGCCUUUUGCUGCCAGCAGUCCGUCCUGAAGAAGAAGCUGUUCAGGCCGAAUGCUGCAACAGUUCCAGUCAGUGCGUCUAUCUGGAGCAGCUGCUGGCGCGCAAACAGCAAUCAGAAGAAGGAGCAGGAAACGGGAACGUGUACAUUGAUCGGGAAGUCGUGGCUGGCCAUCGAGAGUGAGUUCUCUGUUGACAAAGCCGUCAUGUGACGACUCAAAGGAUUGCGUCUUUCCCGUGUGACUAUUUGUUGAUGACGACGUGUCCCCGGAACUCUUAAGAAAGAGCUUGAGGAAUGCAGUGAAUUUUGUUGUGUAAAUUAGGAAACAUCAGACCAUCUCGAACCCGUUGCUUCAGCGGAAGCCAAAAGUUAAAGAAAAAAUGCAAACGAAGUUUUUGCGUGCAAUCCCCAAAUGGAGGAACAUUUAUCAGUUUGAUUCGAUCGCGCCAUUCAGAUGAAAUUGUCGAAACACUUCACGGUCUUCAGCUCGAAGUAUAUUCGAAACUUACAGAACUCAGUCACGUCUUAUUAAAAUUCAAUGUUGCGUUUAGGACCGUCUCAUACUUUGUUUCUGUAUUAAAUAUUUCGAUAAUUAUUAUUCCAGUAGUGUAGAAGUUUUGCUUUGGGUAAAUCAGUUUUUAACCAGUUAUUUAUAAAUAAAUGUUUAUUUUAUAUAAUGGAAGAUCUUCGUGGAAUCUCUGUCUAAAAUAAGAGUCGUGAAAAUGCUGCCUACAAACUGGACGACGAGGAUUUGAUCUCUGACGGGGGCAGAGAACUUUUCCUCUAGCAUCUGCGUCCAGACUGGCUCUGGGGUCCACGCAGCCUCCUGUCCAAUGGGCUCCAGGCCCCUUCGCAAGUAACAGCCCCAAAAUGGGGCUGCAAACCGAUCCUUGGAUUGACGGAAAAUAAUAUUUCUAUUGAAUUACUAUGGAAAUGUCAGUAUUUUGUUUUUGGAUGAGAAAACUGAAUAUUUCCAUAUAAAUUAUCUCGUCAAAUGAAUUAAUAAACUGCAAUACACACUUUAAAUUACGUGCCUAAGGACUUUGAAAAUAUUCUUGAUGGUUGUGACUUGUCCUUGCUUAAUUGCACAAACAGGAAACUGAGUACAAAUCCAGAGUUUGCGAUCACGUGUUUAAAAGAACGUGCGCGUUUAUUUGUUUAUGUACUUAUUUUUGUUAGUUUAAUAAAGUCCACUUAAUAAACAUCUUUGUAAAGUAAAA